Messenger RNA from Penicillium riverlandense, 1614 nucleotides. Its product is annotated as sugar porter family MFS transporter. Gene Ontology annotation, biological process: transmembrane transport; carbohydrate transport. The coding region runs from base 1 to 1614 and encodes 537 amino acids. Lineage: Eukaryota; Fungi; Ascomycota; Eurotiomycetes; Eurotiales; Aspergillaceae. Gene Ontology annotation, molecular function: carbohydrate:proton symporter activity. The record is from RefSeq and is a predicted model, not a curated record. Gene Ontology annotation, cellular component: membrane. The transcript is spliced from 4 exons.
AUGGGCUUCGCGUUGAAGAAGCCUGAUGAUGCCGUGGGCUCCGCUGCCCCGGCUAUCAUCAUUGGUCUUUUUGUGGCCUUUGGCGGUGUUCUCUUCGGAUAUGACACCGGAACGAUCAGCGGAAUCCUCGCCAUGAAAUACUGGCGGCAGCUGUUCUCCACGGGAUACGUCAACCCCAAAGACCACUGGCCCGAUGUGACCUCCUCGCAGUCUUCGAUGAUUGUCUCCCUUUUGUCUGCGGGUACUUUCUUCGGUGCCCUAGCUGCGGCGCCCGUUGCGGACACCUUUGGUCGGCGGCUCGGCAUGAUUCUGGAUACUGGUGUCUUCACCUUUGGUGUUAUUCUUCAGACUGCGUCUACUUCUAUUCCGUUGUUCGUGGCAGGCAGAUUCUUUGCUGGGCUCGGUGUCGGUCUGCUUUCUGCAACUAUUCCCCUAUAUCAGUCUGAGACAGCGCCCAAAUGGAUCCGCGGUACCAUUGUUGGAGCUUACCAGCUGGCCAUCACACUCGGUCUACUCCUGGCAGCUAUCGUCAACAAUUCUACCAAGAACCGCAUGGAUACCGGCUGCUACCGUAUUCCCGUGGCCGUACAGUUCGCCUGGGCUAUCAUCCUCGUGGUGGGAAUGCUGGUGUUGCCAGAGACACCACGCUACCUGAUCAAGAGAGACAGACACGAGGAUGCCGUCAAGUCUCUUGCUCGUCUGCGCCGCAUCGACGUCAACGACCCGGCCAUCAUCGAGGAGCUGUCCGAGAUCCAGGCGAACCAUGAAUUCGAGCUGCGUCAGGGCAAGGCUACAUACCUUGAAAUCCUCAAGGGUACUAUUGGAAAGCGUCUGGCUACUGGCUGUGCAGUGCAGGCUCUGCAGCAACUCGCUGGUGUCAACUUCAUCUUCUACUAUGGCACAACUUUCUUCCAGAACUCAGGCAUCCAGAAUUCCUUCGUCAUCACCCUCAUCACCAACAUUAUCAACGUGGUCUCAACCUUCCCAGGCCUGUACAUGGUCGAGAAAUGGGGCCGCCGCCCCCUCCUCCUCUUCGGCGCGGUAGGCAUGUGUGUUUCGCAACUAAUCGUCGCCAUCGUCGGCACAACAGCCAGCUCGACUGUCGCCAACAAGGUCCUAAUCGCCUUCGUGUGCGUCUACAUCUUCUUCUUCGCCAGCUCCUGGGGCCCGGUCGCCUGGGUCGUGACGGGCGAGCUCUUCCCUCUGAAAGCGCGCGCGAAGUGUCUCUCUAUCACAACCGCGACGAACUGGCUGCUCAACUGGGCGAUUGCCUACGCUACGCCGUACAUGGUGAACAGCGGAGCCGGCAAUGCGAAUCUGCAGUCCAAGGUGUUUUUCAUCUGGGGUGGCUUCUGCUUCCUCGCCGCAGUUUUCGUCUACACAUGCAUUUAUGAGACUAAGGGUCUCAGUCUUGAGCAGGUCGAUGAAUUGUACUCUAAGAUCGAGCAGGCGUGGAAGUCGCCGGGCUUUGUGCCCUCCGUCCACUAUACAGAUGUACGGGAUGUUGCAGACGAGAAGCGUGGUAGUCUGGCGCAGUUUGAGGCCGAGGCCAAUGAAAAGCGUGAGGAGCGGGCAGAUCAUUUCGAAAGCGUGCCGGAUAAAAUGGAGGUUUGA